This is a messenger RNA of Elgaria multicarinata webbii, 2386 nucleotides long. RefSeq names its product PHD finger protein 1 (gene PHF1). The record is from RefSeq and is a predicted model, not a curated record. The transcript has 15 exons. Gene Ontology annotation, molecular function: DNA binding; chromatin binding. Gene Ontology annotation, biological process: regulation of DNA-templated transcription; chromatin organization. Gene Ontology annotation, cellular component: nucleus. The coding region runs from base 14 to 1861 and encodes 615 amino acids. Lineage: Eukaryota; Metazoa; Chordata; Lepidosauria; Squamata; Anguidae.
AGGAGGGGGCUGGAUGCCCGGCAGGGGUCGGGGCUGCUCUGCCACAGGAGGGCGCGAUGUGAUGGCGAGUGAGCCCCCCGCCCACCCCUCUGCCGCUGCCGCUGCCGCCCGGGUGACACGGACCAGCGCCCGCCUGACCUCCGGCCCCUGGAAGCGCCCGGCCGGGGCCUCCUCCUCUUCCUCCUCCUCCACCGCCGCCUCCUUGGGGGCCCCUGCCGGCUCCAGCAGCGGCAGCACCGCAGCCCCUGCCCCCGGCUGGCCCCGAUUCUGGGAGGGCCAGGAUGUCUUGGCGCGCUGGACCGACGGACUUCUCUACUUGGGCACCAUCAAGAAGGUGGACCCCCUCCGGCAGGUCUGCCUGGUGCAGUUUGAGGACGACUCUCAGUUCCUGGUGCUCUGGAAGGACAUCAACCCAGCGGCUGUGCCUGGAGAGGAGCGUUCCUGCUGCGUGUGCCACUCGGAGGCCGUGAGCCCGGACAACCGGCUGGUGAGGUGUGAGAAAUGCAGCCAUGCCUACCACCAGGAAUGCCACCUUCCCAGAGUGCUCGGCGACAGCGCCUGGAUGUGCCGGCAGUGUGUCUUCGCGGUGGCCACCAAGCGGGGGGGUGCCCUCAAGAAGGGCCCCUACGCCAAAGCCAUGCUGGGCAUGAAGCUGGUGCUGCCGUACCAGCUGAAGGCGCUGGACUGGGACGCUGAGCACCUCACCAACCGGCAGCAAUGCUACUGCUACUGCGGAGGCCCCGGCGAGUGGAACCUGAAGAUGCUGCAGUGCCGCCGCUGUGCCCAGUGGUUCCAUGAGGCUUGCACCCAGUGCCUGAGCAAGCCCCUACUCUAUGGGGACAGGUUCUACGUGUUCGAAUGCUGCGUGUGCACAGGAGGCCCCGAGAGCGUCCGGCGUCUCCCCCUGAGAUGGGUGGACGUGGCCCACCUCAUCCUCUACCACCUCAGCAUCUGCUGCAAGAAGAAGUAUUUCGACUUUGAGAGGGAGAUCCUGCCCUUCGCCAGCGAGAACUGGGACAGCCUCCUCCCGGGGGAGCUCUCGGACACGCCCAAAGGGGAGCGGUACAGUCAGCUCUUGAGUGCCCUGACCGGCCACAAGGACAGAUUCAUCUCCGGCAAGGAGAUCAAGAAGCGGAAAGGCCUCUUUGGGCUGCACCUGCGCGUCCCGCCACCAGCGCCCCAGAUCGCGGGCGGCUCCGGGGACGGCAAGCCCCCCCUCAUCUUGGAAAGCAGCUUCCUUUCAGGGCAGGGCAGGCGUGGGAAGGGGCCGGAGCGCAGGGGGGCCAAGCGGCGCCCGGGCGGGGCGGAAGCGGCCGCCCGGACUGCGGAGCAGCGCAGCGCCCAGGCGAGGGAGCGGCUGGAGAGAGCCCUCACUCAGGAGGUGGUGCGGAUCCCAGUCAGCGCUAACCAGAGCUACGGCGGCUACGGCGGCUCCUCCAGCAACUACAACUUCCGCCGCACCGACGCCCGCUGCCAGGACAGCGCCCCCAUCCGGAUGUUCGCCUCCUUCCAUCCCUCGGCCAACACCGCAGGGACCUUGAGCACAAGCAGCGGCCCCUCCCUCGAUGCUUACGACACAGCUGCCGCCACCUCCACGGAGUGCGAGAGCCCCGAGCGCCCAGCCCCCUUCCUGCCCCGCCCGGCCCCCGCCGCCAAGCGCCCGGCCCAGCCUGCGGCCCCCGCCCCCUCGACCCUCUGCGCACCCCCCAGUGCCCCCGGCAGCAGCAGCAGCAGCAGCAGCUACUUCGGGGCCAUGGGGCGGCUGGCGCGGGGCGAGGCGGUGCGCAUCCUGGCCCGGCGCGCCACCACCGACGGCACCGUCCAGUACCUGGUGGAGUGGGACGGGGGAGGCAUGUUCUAGCCCCCUCCUCGGUGCUCCCGGAAUCCCCUGGGGACAAGAUGGACUCCCAGCCCAGCUCUGGCCCGGCAGCGGAGAGGAAGAAGAGGCCGGCCUCUGCCUGGCGAAGGAGAGAGACGCGCCGUGGGGCGGAGGGCCUUCCCUGCAGCGGCCCCAGCGGCCCCCUGGAGGAGGAGGAGGAGGAGGAGGACUGUGCCGUUCCUUUCCGGGACAGGAAGGGGAGCCUGAGGGGAGGGGGCGGCAGGACCCCACGUCUUCCCUCCUGCCGCCACCGCCGCUUCCUCCUCGCAUCACGAGAGUUUUAUUUCUGCUUAUUUUUUUACUGUUGUUAGUAAAGGUUUUAUUUAAGGAGGCCUGCUGAGAGUGGAAGAGGGCACUGCUUCCCUUUAGGGCAGGGGGGCUGCCCCCCAAUUCCCAGCCGCCCCCCCCACGCCUGCAUCGCCGCUUCCGCGUGUCGUGGGCCGCCGCUGCUGCCGCUGCUAAACUGACUCUGUACAAAGCGCCUAAAUAAAGAGCUUCUGGUCUACA